Molecule: messenger RNA, 1514 nt
Organism: Poecilia latipinna (sailfin molly)
Lineage: Eukaryota; Metazoa; Chordata; Actinopteri; Cyprinodontiformes; Poeciliidae
Gene: cers4a
Product: ceramide synthase 4a
Exons: 11
Coding region: 92-1330 (412 amino acids)
Biological process (GO): ceramide biosynthetic process
Cellular component (GO): membrane
Molecular function (GO): sphingosine N-acyltransferase activity; DNA binding
Source: RefSeq, a predicted model, not a curated record
CCCCGCCCUCCGCAGACGCAGGGGGCGUAAAAACAAGCUCCUCCUCAUCCUCACCCACUUGCCUCUGUUAGUUUCUCAUCCUCAGCACAUCAUGAGCCUGAACAGGAUGGUGGCCAUGUUGAACGAGUGGCUGUGGCAGGAGCAGUACUGGCUUCCUCCUGGCAUCCGCUGGCAGGACAUCGAGAUAAAGGAUGAGGACGGCCGUUUUCCUAUGCCCAGGGAUCUCCUCAUCACGUUGCCACUGGCCUUUGCCUUUAUAGCCUUAAGAUAUGUAUUUGAAAGAAUCAUCGCCAUUCCUUUUAGCAAGUGUUUAGGUGUGAAGGAUCGGAUUCGGAUUCGAGCUCCUCCAAUCCCAAAGCUGGAGGCCUUCUACGAACACGUCAGUCGGCAACCAUCACAGAGUCAAGUUGUGAGCUUGGGCAGGCAGUGUGGACUCUCUCAAAGAAAGAUUCAAACCUGGUUCAGACACAGAAGGAACCAGGACAAGCCCAGCAACACAAAGAAGUUCUGUGAGGCAUCCUGGCGGUUUGCGUUCUACCUCGUCUCCUUCGCCGCCGGACUCGGCUCACUGAUUGAUACUCCCUGGUUUUGGGAUCACAAAGAGUGCUGGAGAGGAUAUCCCAAACAGCCUGUGGCGGACGCUCACUACUGGUAUUACAUCUUGGAGCUGAGUUUCUAUUUGUCCCUGCUGCUCAGUGUUUCUGUGGAUGUCAAGCGUAAAGAUUUCAAGGAGCAGGUGGUUCAUCAUAUCGCCACCAUAUUUCUUAUCGGUUUCUCCUACGCCGCCAACUAUGUGAGGGUUGGCACGCUAGUGAUGCUGGUGCAUGAUUCGUCCGACUUCCUGCUGGAGUCUGCCAAGAUGUUUCAUUAUGCGGUGUGGACAACGACAUGUGAUUCGCUGUUUGUCGUAUUUGCUGUUGUUUUCCUGGUUACAAGACUUGUGGUCUUUCCUUGCAGAAUUGUCCACACCACCAUGGUGCUGUCUCGUGACUUUUUCCAGCCUUUCUUUGGUUAUUAUUUCUUCAACGUUCUGCUGUUAGUGCUGCAAGGUCUGCACAUCUUCUGGGCCUACCUCAUUCUGCGCAUGUUGUACAAGUUUGUCUUCACGGGCAAGGUGGAGCGAGACGAACGCAGCGAUGAGGAAAGCGAGGUGGAUGAACAUGAAGAAGAAGGAGAAGAAGAGGAGCCAGAAGGAAAAGAGGGUGAGCGCAACUACAAGCAAAGGAAGGAGACUAUCAACUCCAAGCUGACAUCCCUGGCAAACAACUGUGUCCUAAACAACCUGACCAACCAGAGGAAUCUAAACAUCAGGCUGCGUAAAGCCAGAUAGUGGACCUUCCCCCCCAUCCUGCUCGCUGGAGAGAAACUCAAUCUUUUGCUUUGUAUCAACAUAGAUCAUUAACCGUUUCAGAUCAGGGUAGGACACAAUCCUUUUUUUUUUUUUUUUGUGACAAAGUAGAGAAUCUAUUCAUGAAUUAUGGUAGAGAUUUACAACCAAUCUGAGACUUACAGGA